Dinoponera quadriceps is the source of this 1980-nucleotide messenger RNA. RefSeq names its product general transcription factor 3C polypeptide 5 (gene l(2)37Cd). Bases 74 to 1909 code for a protein of 611 amino acids. The record is from RefSeq and is a predicted model, not a curated record. Gene Ontology annotation, biological process: transcription initiation at RNA polymerase III promoter. The transcript has 6 exons. Gene Ontology annotation, cellular component: transcription factor TFIIIC complex. NCBI's taxonomy places the organism in Eukaryota, Metazoa, Arthropoda, Insecta, Hymenoptera, Formicidae.
GAGAAUAAGGCAAAGGCGUUUCUAUUCUCGUGUCAACUGACUUGGAAAUUCUUCUGCUCCGUUACAGGUUAAGAUGAACAAUCCACAAUAUAGCGUGUAUACUGGUCCAAUAAUUUCUGGGCAUCAAUUCGAUAAGAAGCUAGUAUGCGUCAAGUAUCCAGGAAAUGUAAUUAAUGUUGAUAAAGCUGUCGAAACAUUGGGUGGCAUUAGCUCUAUUUCUACGGCUAUAGAUGCUCCCAAUAGGAGACUAGAAUUACGAUUUAGACCCGACGAUGGUUAUAGUAAACCUACCUGUGGAGAUAGACAUAGUACAACUGGCUUCUUACUCAGAAUUAGGAUAAAGAAGAAUAAACAAGCCAAAGAAGAUGCUACUGUAAAUUCACAAUGUGUAAGUACCACUGACUUGGGAGCACUUCGUAUUGCUCAUGACAAAACUAAUGCACCUUGUUAUCAGCAUCUCUUGAAAGAUGGACAUACUGAUAAUCUAAUGUGGAGUAUCGCAGUAAGAAAGGACAACCGCCAAAGUAAUACUGUUAGUGAUUUAUUGGUGAAACAAGAUUCAGAUAUUAAUUCUGUACAUUCCAAUAACGAGGACGUUGCAAAAAAAAGUAUAAAUGCCAUUACUAAUACUAUAGAUUUGCACCAUACAUGUGUAAAUACAGACAAAGAUUCAUCAAAAAGAAAGAAGGACGUAUUGUCUGCAUCGUUUGAUUAUGAUAAAUAUGAAAAUUUAUCCCAAGACACGGAUUACGACUUGCCACAUUUAAAAGUACUCGGAAGAGUCGAUAUCGAAUUCAAAUUUACCAAUUUGUGCGAUUUUCAAUAUGUACCAAUGACACAAAGCAGGUCAGACCCGAACAAGUUGGAAUGUAUAUACAGCUCGAUUUAUCCGACAGGAAUUCCAGCUUUUUCCUGGUUACAAAAUGACGUACCUUAUUUUCUACCACCAGCUGCAUUCAGUAGAAUGGACACUAUACAGCAAUACGUGCCAAAAAGUGAAACGGAUUCCGGUCUAGAAAAUAUAAUUGGUAAAAAUAAAAAAUGUCAAGCGGGUUUUCCCAAUUAUAUAUACUUUUCUACACCGAAAGUACCCACAUCGGCCCCGAGAGGUAUUGAAAAUGCAAUGAGGGUCAAAUUCCUCCAGAAUGCACACUUGGAACAAGUACGUCAACUUUUCGAGGAGCGGCCGAUCUGGUCGAAAAAUGCUAUCAUGCACAAAACACAAUUUACGUCUGAACAAUUAAAGAUAUUACUACCAUCAGUAGCGUAUUAUUUUAUGACCGGACCAUGGAGAAUCAUGUGGGUGAAACUAGGUUACGACCCAAGACAGGACAUUAAUGCGAGAAAGUAUCAAACAUUAGAUUAUAGGUUGAAAGCUAUGCAUGGAUUAGGUUCAACCGUGAAGUGCAAGAGAAAUUAUUCAACUUAUACGUUACCGUAUAAAUCAGCGCCGGUUUCUAAGCAAAAACCCGCGAUAUUGACUACUACCUUGAGCCAAGAGCAAAAUCCAAAGAAAGAGAGGCAUUUACAUGAAAAUGUUUACAUAUACCGGGAAGGUAUGGUACCUCCUUCUCGGCAAAUGUUUUAUCAGUAUUGCGACGUCGCAGUGGCAGAGAUACAACAGAUGUUGGCGAAACUCCCCGAUCCUUUGCCUGGUAUAAGAUGUCACGAGAAGAGAGGGUGGCUACCAACUGGCUUCGAUGUACAGUGCAGAGAGAUAAUAAACAAACAAGUACGCGCUGUUCUGAGAAAGAGAAUGAACAUUCCUGAAGAUCAUCCAACAUCGCUUCCACGAAAACAAAGGCGUAGUACUAAUAUUAGGUUAAGAGUAAAUAAAACGGUUGAUAAAAGAAUAAAAAAGGAGAAGGGGAAUUGCACAGAAACUCGAUCAAGUAUUGCCUCAACUUGAGAGAUGACGGAUAAACGGAUGGAGAGAUUGCGUUGCAGUCUAACUUGAGAAAAAAAAAUAAAUAUACGAAA